Molecule: messenger RNA, 1839 nt
Organism: Gilbertella persicaria
Lineage: Eukaryota; Fungi; Mucoromycota; Mucoromycetes; Mucorales; Choanephoraceae
Product: kinase-like domain-containing protein
Exons: 5
Coding region: 167-1789 (540 amino acids)
Biological process (GO): protein phosphorylation; regulation of MAPK cascade; intracellular signal transduction
Cellular component (GO): cytoplasm
Molecular function (GO): ATP binding; protein serine/threonine kinase activity
Source: RefSeq, a predicted model, not a curated record
UCCUCCACCUCCUCCGCCACCCGCUACUCCUCCAAGACCUGUUCGAAAUACGAUACAUAGAUCCAACUAUAAUACCAUAAAGAAAAACAUACCUUCUAAUACAACUAAUACUAAUUCUAUCUUGUCACCUAUUACUGCUCAGAAAAGUGGUUCUACACUUAAAGGCAUGCUUGGCAAAGUAGUUGGCAGUGUCAGUGAUCUCUGGACAGUACCAGCCAGUCAUUCAAAUUCGAAUCCUCAUAGUGGGAAAACCAAAAUAUCUUCACCUUAUAACAUGGUUCAUGUCACUCAUGUUGGGUUCAAUCCACAAACAGGUGAAUUUACGGGCAUGCCAAGAGAAUGGCAUAUUCUAUUACAGCAAAGUGGUAUCACUAAAAAGGAACAACAACAGAAUCCACAGGCUGUAUUGGAUGUAUUGGGUUUUUAUCGAGAUGCGAAUGAACAUGCGCUUGAUACUGUUUGGGAAAAGUUUGAUAAUGUUCAUCCAAAGAACUACACAGGUACACCACCACCAUUACCUCAGAGAACAAAACCUCAAGUGGUCAUGGUCCAUGCCAAUGAGGCAACAGCAUCAACAACAAAACCUCCUGUCCCACACCGCCCUCUAUCAACCCUGAAGCAUUCCGCACCACCUAUACCUGCUCGACCAGACACUAUAAAGCACAAAUCACCACCACCACCUAAACCGCCUCUCUCGACAAAACCCAAGGUCAAAGAUGACAUGACAGCAGCCCUUUCAUCAACACCUACACCUCCUCCAAGGACCCAUAAGCCACAUUUAUCCUCUGUCUAUAUCGCUCCAUCAGCAGCACCCUUAGAUCCUGCCAUGGAUAAUACACAACAAGAUAAAGCAAGACAACAGAGAAGAGAGCAAAGAAGAGAAAAAGAAGCCAUGAAGGAUGCACAGAUCAUUGCUGACCUACAGGCUAUCUGCACAGAUGCAGAUCCAACCAAAUUAUAUCGUAGCAUGAUCAAGAUUGGACAAGGUGCGUCAGGAGGUGUCUAUACAGCUCAGUCUGUGGAUACCAACAUGUCUGUGGCUAUUAAGCAGAUGAAUCUGGCUCAACAACUCAAAAAAGAGGUGAUUAUCAAUGAAAUACUAGUGAUGAGAGAAGCCCAUCAUAAGAAUAUAGUCAAUUUUAUUGAUUCGUUUCUUGUGUCGAAUGAAUUAUGGGUUGUGAUGGAGUAUAUGGAAGGAGGCAGUCUGACAGAUGUAGUGACAACCAGCAUGAUGACUGAAAGCCAAAUUGCCACUGUCUGCAGAGAGACACUGGAAGGUAUUUGCCAUUUACAUUCCUUGGGUAUUAUUCACCGUGAUAUCAAGUCGGAUAAUGUUCUCUUGGGUCUGAAUGGCCAUGUUAAACUGACUGAUUUUGGUUUCUGCGCAAGACUGAAUGAUUCAGAAACAAGAACUACUAUGGUGGGUACACCUUAUUGGAUGGCACCUGAAGUAGUGACUCGUAAGGAAUAUGGGCCUAAAAUUGAUAUUUGGUCUUUGGGUAUUAUGGUGAUUGAAAUGAUUGAAGGUGAACCCCCUUAUUUACAUGAAAAUCCCUUAAGAGCACUUUAUCUGAUUGCUACCAAUGGUACACCUGCACUACAGCAUCCAGAUGAAUUAUCUGAUAUUCUCAAGGAUUUCUUAAGACAAUCAUUGGCAGUCAAUAGCAUAGACAGACCUGAUGCAAACACACUGCUGGAGCAUCCUUAUCUGAAAAGAGGAGAUCAUGUCAAGUCUCUGAUUCCUUUGAUAAAGGCAAGCAGAGACUUGAGAAAAGCCCAUGAUUUGUAACUAUAAAUAAUACUAAAUAAUAAUAAUUCUAUUCCUUGUAAGUGUAUCUC